CACUUCCGGCGACUGAUCGCAGCGGAUACUUAGAUUUCUGCAGUUGCGGCUGCGGUUGGCUGGCGUACGCUGCAAGCGGAUAGAGUUUGGCUCAGGCUGGGGGCAGCGGGGAGGGCAACCGCUUCCAUUACCGGCCGGGAGCCUUGGGAAGUAGGACCUGGAACUGAGUGUCUGUCAAUCAUGGAUCAGGACGACCCAGCCGAAGCGUUGACUGAGCUACGCGAGAAGCGGCUGGGCUUGCUGGAGAUAGUGCAAGCGGCGGCAGGCUCGGGAUUGGCCGUCUAUACUAUAUGGGCGCUGCUGCUGCAGCCGGGCUUCCGCCGGGUGCCUCUGAGGCUGCAGGUGCCCUACGUUGGCGCGAGUGCCCGGCAGGUUGAGAACGUGCUGUCACUGUUGCGAGGCCGCCCUGGAAAAAUGGUGGAUCUAGGCUCUGGUGAUGGCAGGAUCGUGCUGGCGGCCCACCAAUGUGGUCUCCGUCCAGCUAUGGGAUAUGAGCUGAACCCGUGGCUUGUGGGACUUGCACGGCUGCAUGCCUGGAGAGCCGGUUGUUCUGCGAGUGUCUGCUACCAUCGAAAAGAUCUCUGGAAGGUGAGCCUCAGGGACUGUCACAACGUGUCUGUGUUCCUGGCUCCCAGUGUGCUCCAACUGCUGGAGGACAAACUGCAAGCAGAGCUCCCUGUGGGGGCCCGUGUGGUAUCUGGACGAUUCCCCCUUCCCACCUGGCAGCCUGUAGCUGUGGUGGGCGAGGGCACUGACAGAGUUUGGGCCUAUGAUGUCCAUGGUUCUGGGCCAACUGUGUCUUCUUGUGGGGUGCCCAUCAAGGCCAUCCCAGAGUCCAGUUCUACCUUAGUCCCUAGAGCCCCUGUUUGACAAACUGGCUGACUGGAUAAAAUAAAGACUCUGUGGGUUCAAUCCUGA
Messenger RNA from Mus musculus (house mouse), 918 nucleotides. It is a transcript of the gene Antkmt, whose product is annotated as adenine nucleotide translocase lysine methyltransferase. Gene Ontology annotation, cellular component: mitochondrial membrane; mitochondrion. The transcript has 5 exons. Lineage: Eukaryota; Metazoa; Chordata; Mammalia; Rodentia; Muridae. The record is from RefSeq and is marked validated. Bases 181 to 870 code for a protein of 229 amino acids. Gene Ontology annotation, molecular function: protein-lysine N-methyltransferase activity.